AUGUCAAAUAAGAUGUCGUUACAGGAGCAGUUUGAUCGACAGCAGCAGGAUUAUCAAAGCAGGCUGAGCCAGUUAGUCACGCCCCCUGUGUUAUCAUCAUCUACUCAAUCAACCAUGCCAACAUCCCAAUUGUUGGAGGAACCACAGCCGCAGCAACAAUUGCAGCCGGUGCAUACGAAUCUUCCCACGAGGGUCACCAAAGGACGCUAUUCGAUAAACGAUUUCCAGCUGAUACGGACGCUGGGGACUGGUUCCUUUGGCCGGGUUCAUCUAGUGAGGUCUGUACACAACGGCCGCUUUUAUGCCAUGAAAGUUUUUAGGAAGCGGCAAGUGGUCAAGGCGAAGCAGGUGGAACAUACAAAUGAUGAGAGGAGGAUUUUGUCAGUUUUACAGCACCCUUUCAUCACCCGGAUGUGGGGCACCUUCCAGGAUUGCAAGUCGAUCUUUCUGAUAAUGGACUAUAUAGAGGGCGGGGAGCUAUUUUCUCUCUUGAGAAGAUCACGAACCUUCCCGAAUCAGGUGGCCAAGUUUUAUGCAGCCGAGGUGUUACUGGCGUUGGAGUAUCUGCACUCGAAAAACAUCAUAUAUAGGGACCUCAAGCCUGAGAAUAUCCUCCUUGCCCGGUCUGGCCACAUCAAACUUACGGAUUUCGGGUUUGCAAAGGAGGUAGACUCCAAGACCUACACGCUGUGUGGAACUCCUGAUUAUAUUGCGCCGGAAGUUAUCGCUGUUCAGCCGUACAACAAGGCUGUGGAUUGGUGGUCGUUUGGCAUCCUGAUCUACGAGAUGCUUGCCGGUAUAACGCCCUUUUAUGACUCGUCCCCGAUAAAAACCUACGAAAAUAUCACCAAGUGCGAAAUCUCGUUUCCUGCGCACUUCCAGAAGGAUGCCGUUGAAUUGCUGGGUGGACUGAUCAAGAAAGACGUCACGUUUCGCCUGGGAAACCUCCAAAAUGGAGUCGAGGAUAUCAAGGACCACACUUGGUUCAAGGAGGUUGUAUGGGAGACCCUUCUUUUGGGAAACAUUGAGACGCCUUAUGAGCCCAAUAUCCCCAGUGGAGUUGGUGAUUCUUCUCAGUUUGAGAGGUAUCCAGAAGAGGAUUAUGAUUAUGGAGUCACUGACCUGCAGGAUGAAUUUGGGUAUUUGUUCCCAGACUUCUAG
Messenger RNA from Kuraishia capsulata CBS 1993, 1161 nucleotides. RefSeq lists its product as uncharacterized. Gene Ontology annotation, molecular function: cAMP-dependent protein kinase activity; ATP binding. The transcript has a single exon. Bases 1 to 1161 code for a protein of 386 amino acids. Gene Ontology annotation, biological process: peptidyl-serine phosphorylation. The record is from RefSeq and is a predicted model, not a curated record. Lineage: Eukaryota; Fungi; Ascomycota; Pichiomycetes; Pichiales; Pichiaceae. Gene Ontology annotation, cellular component: nucleus; cAMP-dependent protein kinase complex.